CGAAGGCUUCAGUGACCCCAACCUUUGUUCCCUACCCUGCCAACAGUUCAGACUUGGGAAGCAGCUCUUCAGGAGCAACACACCCCAAUCUUCGCGACUCUUUUGCAUUGUUUGAUAUUAUUCUCCUCUCUUUCUUUUCCAGGAACAUUAUAAGACAGAAAACUUACGACUUUACCCCGGAUAACAGCAUCUGCGCUACUCUUCGUCGCUUAAUCAAAAUGGAGCCUAUGAGGGGCGUCUCUGGUGGUAUGGGAAAGCAGCCUGCUCAACAAGAAACCCCUGAACAGCUUCUCGAUGUCUUCAAGGCAGCUGCUCUCUCGGUGACUAAGCUCUACAAGAUCUCUGCUGCCGGACAGUCUAAGGCACGAGCCGACGGAUAUCAGGAUUGUCUCGAUGACCUUGUGCAGUUCUUGGAUAAGGAGGGAUUGGGUCUCCGCGAUGGAGAAGGACGGAACAUUCGAAAGUGGGCUACCGAAAGGCUCGAUGGCCGCGAGAACAGCUCUAUGAACACGGAGAGCGAGGAUGAGGCGGAGAAGGUGGAGACAGCUUCAUCGCCUGAAAUCAGCCGCCAAAGUGUCCCUCCUCAACAGCCAAGCCAAAUGCGAACCGACUCUGCACCCCCGAGCAUCCCUCCUAUCCACGAAGAACCAACACCGAUCGUUGUCCCUUCUCAGGACAGCUUCAACUUCCAGUCAUCACAUCCGUACCCUAACAUUGCUACUCUUGAUCUAUCGGACUCGAGGUCCCACGACGACACCCCUACUCUUACACGGUCAUCAAAAUCCAGACUCACGGGCAACUCGAGCCGGGCUUGCCCUAGGGGUGCAGGACAUUUGGUGCAAAGAGCAGGGUCUAAACGCAAGCUGAACUUUGAUGAAAUCUUUGACCUUGGUAGUCUCAGUGGAAAGGAUACGUUCGGGAAUGGAGGCAAGCGUAGCCGACACGCUUAAGCGUUUGAUGGAGCGACGAUGCUUUCUCUUUUGUUUUUUGUUUUUUACACAUUACACAACAUAUGUCUCGGAGCACUGGGUACUAGAUGGAACGGAACGGAAUGGGAUGAGGCAUGUUUACAGACGGACGCAUUGACUAGCGAAGAGCAUGGGCGGCGUUUGGAGGACGUAACGAUUGCAUUUGAAGGGUGUCUGUCUGGUUGAACGGUUUUACUUAUUUUGACCUAGCGAUUAACCCCCUUCCUUUUUUACGGUAGCACGAUAAAUUUGACGAUGAUGAUUCCCCUU
This is a messenger RNA of Fusarium graminearum PH-1, 1238 nucleotides long. RefSeq lists its product as uncharacterized. Bases 219 to 950 code for a protein of 243 amino acids. Lineage: Eukaryota; Fungi; Ascomycota; Sordariomycetes; Hypocreales; Nectriaceae. The record is from RefSeq and is a predicted model, not a curated record. The transcript is spliced from 2 exons.